AUGGCUCCCUUUCCAUCUCCUCUCGAACGAACCGUUGCUUCAGCUCUUCUCCUUCUCUCCACUCCACCUUCCAAGUAAAUGAAAGCUCAAUCCAUCUCUUUUCGUAUUUCAGUCGAACGAAACUUUGAUAGGCGAGGAAAGAGCAUGAGCGAAGAGAGGUUGAGCUUGAUGUCGUCGAGUGAAUCCAAAUCCUGCACUUCCUCUCUUACCACUGAUCAGUUGUCAUCUCGAAAGCAAAAGCUAAGGAUCAUUGCCGCUGUGGCUCGCUGCCAUGAAAUUAAGCUCAAGGUUGCCAUGCCUUACUCUGUGGUGAAGAAGAGGCGAUCAAAGAUCUACCGGAGCUCCAAUAGCGGGAAAAUCCCAUCGUUUAAGUCAUUAACCUCAUCCGAUAUGGCUACGGAGAUGUCGUGCUUGUCGAGCAGCUCCAGCGGCAUCUCAAGCGCGCGAAUCCGAAGUAAAACAACCAAAGCCGAGAAAAUGCAGGCCGCCAAGCAAAGGAAGAGGCCCAGCGGCUGCUCGACUCACAUGCGGCGCCGAGCCGAAGCCAUUUUGAAAUUGCUCUCCGGCGGUUGCUUCUCUGAGGUUAACAUUCGUCGAGUGCUAGGUGACAGUCCUGACACAAGCAAGGCCCUUCGAAUGUUGUUAAAGCAGGAAGAAGUGAAGAGAUCAGGGACUGGAGGGCAAAAAGACCCUUAUAUUUACACGAUAGCAUGAGAAUGAGCUUACAAGGACGGUAUACCUGGCAAUUCAUGAGGCCAGGUGACGUGUAGAUUGGCGAAGAUUCCAUUCCCAGUAGCUCUCAGGGAAAUUCUAAUCUAACGGAUAGGUAAAAACUAUAAGACAACAGCACAAAAGCGAAUCUAUUAAUUACUUGAUAUGGUAGUAGAUAUAUACUAGAGCUAAUCCUAUAUCUUAAUUUGUUCUUAAUAUCCUAGCUAUUUGCAAGAUGUAAAUGGAUGGACAU
Molecule: messenger RNA, 964 nt
Organism: Theobroma umbraticum
Lineage: Eukaryota; Viridiplantae; Streptophyta; Magnoliopsida; Malvales; Malvaceae
Source: RefSeq, a predicted model, not a curated record